GUCAUUGCAAUAUUGUGACGUUACUUUCAUCCCAAACUAAACGAGAACAACUUGGUACAGUGAGAAGAAGUUGAGUUUAAAAUCGAAUUUGGGUUUAUACCCAAAUCCUUACAAUGUAUAGACUCAGAUGUCUGUUAUUAUUAUGGGUGAUAUGUGAGGGAGUUCUUUGCAAGGAGGAAAAAGACAAUGGAUUCGUCCAGCCCCUGGAUUUUGCGCCUAUAUUCAGCUCGGAGGAUUCAGGCAUUACCUCACUGGCUUCGAAUCCUAUUGCCGCCGCAGUACUAAAAGUAGAUAAGAGCCAAUAUCCGCGAUUGUUUGACACCAUCGUCAGUAGUUCCAUCGAUUCAUUGCAAGCUCGAGUGGCACCGAGAGAAAAUGCGUUCUCUGCUGAACACUUUGGUUUUAAUCCAAUUGCGAGUCAAAGCUUUAACCCGCCUGGGAGGCCGGCGCAACUAGUAGCACAGCCAAAACAACAACAGCAACAACAAGCGCAGCCUAUUUUGCAGCCUUUACGCUAUGAUAUUCGUACGGUACAUGACGCCGAUUAUAAGGUGUACAAACCUGAAGAAACUGAGCAGGGUGAAGAAAUUUUAGCAGCUUUGAAAAAAAAUCCAUCUGUCGCUGCAUAUUUUCAACCUGCACUAACAAAUGUCGAAGUUUCUCAUCCUUUGAAUUAUCGUAAAGAGGAAUUAAUAGAAGAACGCGACGAACAAAACUACAAGCCAAAUGCUUAUAUUGCAGGACCAUCGCGUAUUCGACGAUACACAAGUGGAAGAAAAAAAGAAAAUCUGAGGAAAAGCAGUGAGGAGGACGAGGACGACCCUUACGGUUACAAAGCCGAAUACAUUUCAAGACCUAAAGCUUUUGAUUCUUCACUUUACAGCAGUGCCUACAAACAAGAAAAGGACCCCAACAAGGAUUACGAGUACCCGUAUGGAUACGACUCAGGAUAUGACCACAAGGAAUAUGAAAGAAUAAAGGAGCUGUCGGAAAAGCAAGCUGCCGAAAUAAAACAAAAUCCAGAAAAUUGCAAAGAAGUCAAGAGAGACGAUAUGACUUGUAUGGUAUGCAAAGAUAAAAAAACUGGCGGUAAUUACGAAUCUUGUUCGUAUGUAGCAGAGCCCAAAAACAACAAAUACGCUUAUUCAAAAGAAAGAAAGUUCGAUAGUAACGAUGAACCCGAUGAACCACAAGAAGCUGAAAAGUCUGAAGCUCCGAAAAAAUCAGCAAAAUAUCAAAAUCCCAAGGACGAUGCCCAGCAGUAUACUCCAUCUUCUUCCAGCGAGGAACAUAAACCCUAUAGCAGUUACAAAGCCGCAGACAAAGACGAAGGCGAUGAUUCCGGAGAAAAGUACAAAGCUUAUUAUGUACACACUUCAAAACCCAAACCAAGCGAGGCAUUAAGAGCUGCCAGUGAUGAAAGUUCUGAAGAAAAGUCAGACUCAGUAUCUAAGCCAUACAAUUACAAAAAAGCUUUGCCCGGCUUUUAUACAGACAAUGAACCAAAGAAAGAUGUAGAACAUGUGUUGGCGGAAUUCAAAAAGAAAGACAGGUCUACAUGUAAAAAAGUGCAAAAGAACGGUAUGACUUGUUUCCAGUGCGUCGAUAAGAAUGGCUUGAAGCACGAAGAAUGCAUGUUCGUAUCGGAGUCUGCUCCAAAACGAAGCCAUUUAGCUUACCAGGAAGUUAAAGAAUUUACUUCAAAACCAGCAACAGUUGAUGAGGUUAAUGAAGGUGCCGAAAGUAAAACUGUAACUACGAGUGCGCCGCCCGCAGCGCAAAAAUCUGCUGCAUAUGUUGUCGCAACGAAUGGUUACGGCAAAAAGUUAAAGCGUAAGAAAGCUCCUCAAGCAGCGGCUGCAGCUGCAACUAAUCCUAUUGCCAGCGCAGUUCCUGCUGCGUCAGCGACAGCUCUUCAACAGAAAUCACAUAAGUCCAAAAGAAGCGUUGAAUCAGAAGCAGAAACAAAAGCUGAAAUUGUGGACGAGACGAAUAUAGCUGCGCCUGACGAGUUUGCAGGCGAUAGUUCAAAGGGUGCUUUCUGGGCUGAGACCAUGCCUCGCUAUAGUGCAGCUUUAGGUGUCACUUUACCCGAGUUCAUGUUAUCAAGGUCAGAGCACGAAGCUUCGUUCGAUGAAGCGGUGGCGGGUGCGUAAGAGAUUAAGGCUGGAAAUGUUAGCCAACACUAGCAAUGUUAGUAGAGCGUGUCGGUUUUACAAAAGCCUGGACAGAUUGUAACGGGUAAUAGAUAUUUGUUGCGUAACUAAAUAAGAUUUCACAGAUUUACAACUGAUUUGGCAUGAACGGUUUCAAAACAACCAAAUAGAACUGAACUAUGAAAAAAGGAGUUUUUAUAAUAUCUUUUUGUCGAUUUAGAUUGUUUUACAAGCGUUUAUUGCGCUAUGGAGACAAUUAUAAAGUUGUUAAACUUUUACAAGGACUGUCUUUUGUUAAACUCAUGUUUGUUGUUAACUAGUUAUACUUAGAUUAAUAUCUUUCGAAAAUAAAUAAUUGUUUUGUUAA
Messenger RNA from Ostrinia nubilalis (European corn borer), 2523 nucleotides. Its product is annotated as neurofilament medium polypeptide. The coding region runs from base 114 to 2156 and encodes 680 amino acids. The record is from RefSeq and is a predicted model, not a curated record. Lineage: Eukaryota; Metazoa; Arthropoda; Insecta; Lepidoptera; Crambidae. The transcript is spliced from 3 exons.